AUGUUUGCCAUCUAUCAUCACAAAAUGAUGAAAUCCCUUGCGAGAAGUGCUGCCAAGUCUUCCCCGUUCACUCGAUCCCCAGUCACGAUGUAUCCUCUUCGGACCACGAAACAGGUCGAGUUUGGAGCUGCCUGCGGGCUGAACCGCAUCGUCCCGUUCUUCCCUCCGACGCCCUCCCCGGACCUUCGACCGACCGAGACUCCGCGCCUCUCCCCACACGGAGACGACAGGCUCCCUCCCGCUCCGUCGAACAGGCACAUCCCCGCCGCGAGCCCAAGAGCGAACCUUCCUCGAUCCUCCCCGAUCGAGGACGACCCCGAGCCAGUCGCCCGUCUGCCCUCGGACGUCCUGGCAGGCGCCGACGCGGAACCACCUGCUCCAGAGGCGAAAGAAGCUUCAGAGCACGACGAGGCCAGCGAGGAGCGUGCAGUCGAAGCACCGCACGAAAACGGGCAAGUUCCUCACAAUGAACUCGAUGCAGCGACGCCUGAGAAAAUGCACCCCAAGAAAGCCCAAAUCGGUAAAGCAAUCCUUCUUUUUUAA
Darwinula stevensoni is the source of this 543-nucleotide messenger RNA. NCBI's taxonomy places the organism in Eukaryota, Metazoa, Arthropoda, Ostracoda, Podocopida, Darwinulidae. The record is from the annotation of a GenBank genome assembly.